This is a messenger RNA of Lathyrus oleraceus (garden pea), 1152 nucleotides long. RefSeq lists its product as uncharacterized. The transcript has 3 exons. Bases 159 to 1001 code for a protein of 280 amino acids. Gene Ontology annotation, cellular component: chloroplast. NCBI's taxonomy places the organism in Eukaryota, Viridiplantae, Streptophyta, Magnoliopsida, Fabales, Fabaceae. Gene Ontology annotation, molecular function: N-acetyltransferase activity. The record is from RefSeq and is a predicted model, not a curated record. Gene Ontology annotation, biological process: N-terminal protein amino acid acetylation.
UAAAAUCAGAAGACAAUGUUACAGAUCCAAGGAAUUUAACUCAUGUCUGUCUCUGAAGCUGUCAAUGUGAGUGACCCCACAUAUUUGGAAACUCAUAAUCUAACCCUUCUCUUCUCUACAACAUUCUUUCAUUCACCUCAAAAACAACCCUCCACAAAAUGGGGUCAAUUCCUCUUGGAACUUCAGUAUCUCCAACUCCUAUAUACACUUCAAAAAUCUCAUCUUUCAAUACUAAUUUUAAGAAAUCAAGUGCUUUCCCAUCUUGGGUUUCACCUUCAUCUCAUGAAUUAUCAAUUCUUUCUCCCUCCCAAUCAGGAUUAUGCAGAGCCAGUCAAGUUGUUGAUUUGUUUCCAACUGUGUCUCCUGAAAUUACUGUUAGAGAGGCGAGAUUAGAGGACUGUUGGGAAGUGGCGGAGACUCAUUGCAGUUCUUUCUUUCCUGAAUAUUCAUUUCCAUUAGAUUUCGUGUUGAGGAUGGAUAGAUUGGUGGCUAUGUUAGCAGGAUUCUCUUUGCCGAACGGUUGCAAAAGAACCUGUCUGGUUGCUGUGAUCGGCAAUUCACUUGAUCAAACUUUCUUAUUUGGAAGUGAAGAUUUCAAAAUUGCGGGAUUUGACGGGAAGUUAAGCCUCAACAAGGGAUAUGUAGCUGGCAUAUUGACAGUGGAUACCGUUGCCGACUUUCUUCCUAGAAAGGGACCGCUGCGACAGAGAAGGACUGGAGUUGCAUACAUAUCAAAUGUGGCAGUGCGAGAAAAGUUUAGACAGAAAGGAAUAGCAAAACAGUUGGUGGCUAAGGCAGAAUCCCAAGCCAGAAGUUGGGGCUGUCGCGCAAUUGCAUUACACUGUGAUUUACGAAAUCCUGCAGCGACAAAGUUAUACGAAGGGAGAAGUUUCAAAUCUAUAAAGGUUCCAGAAGGAGCAAACUGGCCACAACCAAAGACCUCACCAGAUGUUAAGUUCAACUUCAUGAUGAAACUUCUGAACAAAUCAGCAGUUUCUUAAUACUAAUUAGAUACUUAGUAGAUAGAAUUUUUUCUCUUGUACAAUGUUAUGUAAAUGAAGAAUUUAAGUUAGAAAUUGCUGAGUCACUCUAAUUUGCAUAUUACUUUAUUCCUACUCAUGAAGUUUUAUAAAGGAUACAUCUUAUACUCUA